Messenger RNA from Cercopithifilaria johnstoni, 543 nucleotides. The record is from the annotation of a GenBank genome assembly. Lineage: Eukaryota; Metazoa; Nematoda; Chromadorea; Rhabditida; Onchocercidae.
AUGAAACGAUCGUUUACAUUAGUAAUUUCUCUGGUUUUAAUUAUCGGCGUUAAGGCAAAUAUUGAGAGUAAUGUUUGGAGAUUGGUGGAUGCCGUUUAUCCGAAGGAUUUGGCAGUAAAUAUAUGCCAUAGGUUAAACAUCCAGAAUGGAAUCGUCGAACAUUUUGGUACAAAUUAUUCCAAAGUUUAUUGUAUUUGGCCAAAAAUAUUCUCGGAUAUAAAUUAUUGUGCUGCUGGUUUUCGUUUGAAUUCUUCAUCAGAGGCAGUCGAAAGUUUGUAUAAUUGUUCUGAAGCUGAAAUAUUGGCAGAACUUCGGCAGGAAUCUCCGAAACGCUCAUUGGAAAUAAUUUUUACGACAAUUGGAAAAAAAGAUCGAGAAAUGCUUGAUGCCAAACAUGCAGUUAAUGAAUCAAUUGAACAAUUGGAUUCAAACAAUUCACCGGACGGCGGCAUGAACGUGAAGAUAGUAAACGAUAGAGAAGCGAUGAUUUUGCAAUUAGAUCAUUACAAGCAAAACAAAGGAAACGACUGUCAUGGAGAUUGA